This is a messenger RNA of Amblyraja radiata (thorny skate), 805 nucleotides long. RefSeq names its product transmembrane and immunoglobulin domain containing 1 (gene tmigd1). NCBI's taxonomy places the organism in Eukaryota, Metazoa, Chordata, Chondrichthyes, Rajiformes, Rajidae. Bases 17 to 805 code for a protein of 262 amino acids. The record is from RefSeq and is a predicted model, not a curated record. The transcript has 5 exons.
AACGUAUCUGUGGAAGAUGGCUCAGUGGAUCUCUGUGAUUCUAAUCUUUGCUCUGUGUUGCAAUGUGGCGUUUCACCCUGGAUGUGCAGGCAUCGACGUUGCCAUCAACAACCGCACUACCGACCAUAAACUCAGGCUGAACGUCUCGGACGCGGUGUCGUUGAGGUGUCAGGUGAUUAACGCCACGCGGGACGAGGAGCUGGUCUGGCUGUGGGGAGACAGAGUGGUUGACCUGCAGCCCACCAACCGCAUCAAUGUCAGCACCCUGUGUAUCGACCCAGUCACGACUGAUGCCGACGCCGCCACUGUCAGCUGCCACGUCUUCAGCAACUCCACGCUCAAGAGGAGCGUGCUUCUGGAUAUCAGAUUCGUCCCUGUUUUGAGUUGGGAUGGUGAUGAGCACGUGGACGUGUACAUGGGGCAGGACGCAACACUGACCUGUAACGUCAAGUCGAACCCAGUGGCAGUGAUGUCGUGGUCCAAGGAUAAUGAGUCGCUGAGACUGGAGGCAGGUAGACAUGACGUACACCAGGACAGCGGAGCUUUCACACUGACCAUCAGGAAGGUGCAGAACGCGGACAAUGGGACGUACCUUUGCAGGGCCGAUUCCACCCUUGGAAGUGGACAUCUGACCUUCCAUCUCAACGUGAAAGCUAAACUAGAUGAGGUGCCAUUCGAGCCCAUCGUUGCUGGGGUGCUGGUCGCCUUGCUGACCGGCCUCUUCGGAGUCGUCUCACGGAGAAAGAAAAUUAUGGAGUGUUGUAGAACGGAUACAAACGGCAACUCAGGCAUGGAAGAUCAGUAG